Messenger RNA from Tilletiaria anomala UBC 951, 5975 nucleotides. RefSeq lists its product as uncharacterized. Gene Ontology annotation, molecular function: structural constituent of nuclear pore. Gene Ontology annotation, cellular component: nuclear pore inner ring; nuclear pore. The transcript is spliced from 5 exons. Gene Ontology annotation, biological process: nuclear pore organization. The record is from RefSeq and is a predicted model, not a curated record. Lineage: Eukaryota; Fungi; Basidiomycota; Exobasidiomycetes; Georgefischeriales; Tilletiariaceae. Bases 108 to 5849 code for a protein of 1913 amino acids.
CUCGGUGGCUAGGAGAAUCACGGCAAGGAAUACAGGCACAUCAGUAGCCAGAAGUCGUCAGGUCUCGCACGCCUCUCUCAAGGUCGAGGAGCGUGACACUCGCAAAGAUGGCGGCCAUCUUCAUCCCGCAGCGCUUCGAGAGGCUGCACCAGCUCAUCUGUGACGCGCUCGGGGAUGGGACGUCGGCAGAGCUGACGGCAUCCAGCUCAUGGCUUGUUACUCUAGACACAGCGAGGGAGGAUAUAGCAAUUUUGGGCAGGGCCAAACCGCCGAGCGAAGCAGAGCGAAAGGAGAUCGAAGGAGGGUCGAUCACUAUCGAUGGAACUACAGCCAACCUCCAGCAGGAAUUUUCCCAGCAGACGUUGCAUCUCUCACAAUAUCUCAGCCUUUCCGAGCGUUAUGCGGCAUCGCUGCUGCAAGUAGGUCUUGCCGGAAGGGCGCGAUGGGCACGACCGCCAACCGAAGUCGCGGUCCUUCUCUACUAUCGGGAGCGCCUGGCACUAUUGGCCUGCUUGAAGGAUCUACUCACGGCUCUUAUAAACGCUCGCAAUGGAGAAGCAUACGGUGCACUCGACUCGAUCCCGCAGGUUGAAAGCUUCUUGCGAAAGCUGACCGAGACAAAGGACCUCCCUCAGGCUGUAGGCCAAAAGGCCAGCUUCACCAAGCGCAUUCUGGACGAGAUUGAAUUCACCACACAAGAAGUCUCUAAGUUGGAGAAGCGGAUACACACGGGAGGUGCACAAGCACUCGCGCACCUGUUCAGCGACGAUAUUUUCUCUGAAAGCAUUCAACUGCUGAAAGAGCAGGCAAGGGAGCUCGGUCACGUCCUUUACCUACUUGGAGUCGCCGGCAUUCUACGGGCCGAGGGUGUGCUUGUCAUCGCGAAAUGGCUUGAGGCCGUUCCGCGGGAGGCAUUCGGCACGAAUUCAAUUUAUGUCCUCACUGCUCUUCUCGGAGCUCUGGACGCGUCCAGUUCGCUGCUGGACGACUCUUCAUUUGUCAAGAGCAUGACAGCACUGGCCGAGAGCGCAAGCUGGAAGACGCCCGCAAUCCGCUGUGCAAUGGCCUUGCAAUGGGCUUUGCAGAUGAUUGGCCUGCUCAAGCGGAGCACAGGGUCCAGCGCAGAGUUGAGGAAUCAAGAGGAGAAGGUCCAAGACCUCAUCACUGGCGCGAUCCGCGGUGGCGCCUUUGCGUUCUUUAAUUUGAACGUGCUCGCUUUCCGACACGAGCAAGAAGAGGACCACAUGUGGUUCAGCGAAGAAGAAGAAAAUGGAGAGAGAGCCGCAGGCCAACCUGCAGACAUCGACGCGACAUUCCAAGAAUACAUUCUCCAUCAGAUCCAGCGACUCAUGCAAGGCGUCAGCAGCGUGAUGCUUCCGAUUUUGCGCAAAGUGCAACGUGCAGAGGAGGACGCAGCAUUUGCGUCUUCAAGAGGGCGCACUGAUGUUCAAGAGCCACGGCACGACAUUCAGCAGCUCUUCGACUUGAUCGCCACACUCUGCCGAGGGAGGCCGAACGCUGGCCUUGAUUUUUGGACUGGUCCAGACGGACGGGCGACACGCUUCCUUUUAUGGGCUAUCGAGUCGCGAGAAGCAGGGCAUCAGCUCUCUCUGCUCGAUAUGCUUGCCGCCAUGAGCGCAGGUGCCGAGAGCUCGCUACAGGCACAUAUGUUGCUCUCGAAUCACGAGAGUGUCAGCGAUCGGUUCGUUUCGUGGGAUCACCUCUUCGACUGGGUCCAAUACUACAUUGAUCUGUUCGCUAAGAGUCCUUCCUCGCAAGAAAUGCCCCCUGAAGAGGCCAAGUUGCUCAUCGCGUUCAUGCGUCUGCUCCGUGGUGUCGCGUACUACAGCCAGGCAGCACGGGCAUCGCUUUACGAGACGAAUGAGUACCAAGUCAUUACGCGCCUCUUCAACCUUUCGCUCUGCCACAUCCACGUCGAGCUCAAGGCCGCGUUGCUCGAUGCACUCGCUGCUUUUGCCCGAGAGGACAGCCCACAUGCAGAGCGCAUUGGUAACGACAUUUGGAACCGAAUGACUAAGGCAGAUAUUCUCGGCUCGGCUCGCUCUUCGCGCCCAGCCUUCGGAACGAGACCUGCUGGUGGCGGCACGGGUGCGAUUCACACGCUCGAGCACGUCGAAGCUCCCCAGCACAACUACGCUGGGACAUGCAGCCUGGUCAACUUCCUCAGCGUAAUCCUUCCGCAAAGAGCAGCUCUGACAGACGACUAUGUGCAAUUUGUCACACAGUCCGUCUUUUUGCAAGCCUCUUCGCGCGAGUAUGAUCAUCGCUCGGAUCGAUGGAAGGUGACAUCUGCGUGUCUUGCAUUCCUCUACCGCUGUCUGGAUCGCUUCAAGGUGGAGGAGUUGCUCACGGGGACAGGCUCCUCGCCGGAGGCGCUUGCUGCGCAGCCUGGCUUCCUCGUGGCCAGGCAUUUCCUCACGGGCUCGCCAGUCGAAAAGGAGCUGUUUGCCAUCAUUGGCAUCGGCUUUGAUACCUCCAAUCGCGCUGCCACACCUUUGAUGACCAAGGCUAUUGAGCUUGCGUUGCGCUGCGUGCAGAGACUCUUCGAUAUUCAGGAUAUAUUUUUGCAAGUGUUGCUGCCUGCGCUUACAGAGUCGUCGCAGGACCAGGCGCGCAUCGGAGCCCCUACGCGGUACUCAACGCUCGACCAGCAUCUGCUGCAUCAACACCAGACUGCGGUGGACAUCGCUCUCUACAUCAACAGCACAGCUGCAUCUGUUGCGAUGCUCUCAAUCAAAGUUCUCGGUCAGAUUGCAUCGUCGCCUGCCUUCUCCGCGAUUGACCGCUUCAGCGUGGCCAACGGCCGGAAGAAGAUGAAUCGGCUUGUCGGUCUACUGGAGAUGAUGGAUGAGACCGUUCGCAUUCGUUCGGGCUACAUUGAGCGUCUCGGCAACCCAGAGACUAGCCUGGCAGUAGACGAAAGCGGAGACGAUUUCGACGGCGGAUCCUGUUCAAUACGCGUCGCGAUCCUGGACCUUCUCCUCGAGCACGUUUCUGGCAAUGCUCCAAAUAUCUCACACCUCCUUCUGGGCUACGACGUCUCUGCCGACACCCAAGUCAUCUCCGAUCCAGACUCAGCCGCUACUUCUCCCGGCGCCUUGCACACCAUUUUGGCCCUCCUCAGCUCAGAAGAUCAGAGCCUGCAGAGCAUGCUAUCGCAGUUCCCUACCUUGACGGAAAGGUGCUUCCAGCUGCUUCUCAAGCUUUGCAGUGAGCCGUUUUCGAGUGCAGCCACUCUGCGGUACCUUCGGACUCGCGAGGACUUCAUUCAGUCUCGCUUGCCGCUAAUUCCAUUCGCGCCCAUCGCUCGUCGGGACAGUGACGGCACGGCAGUCUUCGCGAAUGGCCUAGCCUUGUCGACCUCCGCCGGAGCAGCAGUCUCGAAUCUGCGCCUAAAAGCGGACUUGCUUGGCAUGAUCGCACUUGAGAUUCAUGCGCUCACCAGCGAGGACAUGCUGAAUGCAACUACACCGAUCCUGAGCCUCUUGCUAGAUGCGGAAGAUGGCGUCGGUAUUCGACUCCUUGAGCUGCUUUCCAGCUUCGACUUUGACUGGAACGAUAAUGGGGAUAAUGUUGAAGAAGAGCUCAGUCUGCUGGCUGACCUCAACAUCAAUUUGAUCAAGCUACGGGGUGCCGAAGCUGUGGAGCAGGAAUUUGACUUAGAAGCAGCUGCCACGCUGCUUUCGAACGCACGGGCGGAAUUACAACGCACCGGCACCCUGCGUGAAGCAUCACAAGCUUCUCGCUUUGAACAUGAGGCGGUGGUUAUUAUGAGAUACCUGGCCGCACGGAAUGCGCACCGGUCGAUCGCACAUGCUCGAAGAGAUGCGCUUCGCGCGUGGAAGCACACAUUGGACAUGAUCUUAUCGAGGUGCAGCAUGCUGCUGCGGAGCGAAGACCGCCUCGUCGUUAUUUUUGACUGCCUCGCCGCCAUCUUGCCCCGCAUCACUAGUCGCAGCGACCCCGCCACGAUCGAUUUACUGUCCGGCUCUGUGCUCGCACUGAUCGCGACGCUCAGAGUCGGGACCGAAGACCAAAAGGAUGCUCUGCCUGCGGAUCGACUACUGGCAACUCUUCGUUCUCUCAUUUCCGCCACUUUGCAGCCGGGAACGUCCACUAUUGCCCGCGGAAGUCUGUAUUCGGGCCUCAUCAACUUCUUGCAACUCGCAAGCAGCAGCACGAGCAGGACUGAUUCAUAUGACGCUGCAGAAGACGUCUCUAUCAGCGGUGCUUCCGUCGCCUUUUCGGCAAUUUCAGCGAGCUCAUCGAUGGUCUUGCGCGUCAAAGGGCUGCUGGCUGAAAAAGCAGAAAAGCUUGUCAUUCUUGUCGCUCGUGAUGCGCUUGACGCCAGCGACGUCUGGAAGACGGUUGCAUACACCUUGCUCGACAAGCUCAAUUGUCUCGAAAGCAGUCGAAGCCGACCAUCGCGUAUUUUGGCGGUCUUGUCUGGACAAGGCUACCUCAAGACGAUGGCCUCAUCCCUGCGAGAAAUGGACCUUCCUCUUCAAGACACGCUGCGACCGGACCCCCCAACGCUGACUCCGACCUAUGUUUAUGAGGCCAUGAUGGCCUUCGCUGUCCGCCUAGCAUCUUCAAGAGCAGGCGCUGAGGCGCUACUGGAGGCUCGCAUGCUUGAUGCGCUUGCGCAGUCCGACUUCUUGUCGGCUUCACCGGACCAAGAUCAGGGCUUCAUUGAAGCGGACACUUUUUUACCGGCUGUCCGAGAGCGGCAAGCUGCGUUGAUGGCUCCUGCACUUGAGCUUUGCUUCGCUGUCUACUCUAGCACGGCAAGUGCGAGACAAUCGGUACUCGCUCUCCUGAAUGCCCACCACGAUACCCUCGUCAAUGUUCUCAAGGCUGUGUUGCGCGACAUUGUGACCAUUGGCCAGAUCAAUCUUGCUCAACUUCUUGUCACGCUGCUCGGGUUGCGGAUGGCGAACAACGAAGUACCAACAGCGGCAGAAACAAGCUCUUUCCACAGCCAUGUGCUGGGAGUUGCUGCAGCGUUCCUCAUGAUCGACACUUGGCGUGCUCGGGUGGUUCCCAGCAAUGAUGCUGAGAGGGAAGAGAGCUCUCGCCUAAACGUCCGGGAAAGUCUCACAGCUUUUGAUGUCAAAGCCAUCGCACAAGUCGAGCGUUUGCAGAUAUCGCUUCUCGCCUACCUCGAGACCGCGAGUCAAGGCCCACGAAUGCGUCCUGUGCUUACUGCAGCGGUAUCACCUCAACAUGGCCUUUCCCACCCCCAAGCAUUCGUCCAGAGAACCUUGGCGGCUCCGAGCAUGUGCACCGCAAUAACUUCUUUAGAGGAGGAGGUGGAGAAAAUGUCCACAAGACUUCCUCGACUCGAAGCCGUUCUGUUUGCCCUCAAGUCACCCAACACCGUCAGCAUUGAUGAUUGGGAGGAUCUGUUGCGCGAUGAGGCCGAAGUUAGCGAGCAGUUCAUCGCAGAUGCUGCUCGCCAGCCCAGUCUUGCGGUCUCAUUUUUAAAGCUCCGGUUAGGCGCACGUCGUGCAUCGAUUGCACAAAGCCUAGAUGUGAUCGAGCUGCUCAUGGUGCUCCUCUGUCGGCACUUCGACUACUAUACAUCGAUGCCGCACUCGCAACUAGCUGAUGACAACCUUGGGCCUCGUAGGACCCGAAUGGACGCUCAAAGUAACGACCGAGCGCUCCUUCUGCAAGUCGGGACGGAGAAAUUCGCAGGACUUGGUGAUCGCCUCGUGGAGCUGACUCUCGGUGAAGCACAGCUACCCGACGCUCAAGAACGUCUGGCGUUUGUAGAAAUGGCGAUGAGGCGAAUUCAGUCGCUGCUCGCUGAGAGGUCAGUGUGAGGAUAGCUUUUACGAUGUCAUUUGCAUAUGUACAUAUCAAAAUCAACCCUUGCGCUUUUGGGGCUUGCUCGCCUGCGGGCCAUUACCCUUCAGCGCAUCGUGCAAAGCAACUUUUUUGACGCCGAG